This is a messenger RNA of Gossypium raimondii (Peruvian cotton), 765 nucleotides long. RefSeq lists its product as uncharacterized. The transcript has a single exon. The record is from RefSeq and is a predicted model, not a curated record. Bases 1 to 765 code for a protein of 254 amino acids. Lineage: Eukaryota; Viridiplantae; Streptophyta; Magnoliopsida; Malvales; Malvaceae.
AUGAGUUCUCUCUGUGAAAAAUCUGACUUUGAAAAAUCCAUUUCUGAGGAAUUGAUCCCUAAGAAAGUUCGUUUCAGAGGCGAAGAUGUUGAUACAAAUAGUAAUAUGUUGAUCGACUCGUCCCCGGAAAAACCUGUCUCGUUGAAGGACAUGCUUGUCGGCCAAUCGUCAAAGGAUUCUUUCAAUGUUUUGGAAGGAAAAGAUGAUUUAGAUAUUUUGGAUGGGGAUAUUCAAAAAUCUUUUCUCAAUGGCAUACCUUCCAUUUCCUUCACGGAUAGGAUUCAUAAAAUCCUUAUUCAAGGUAUGGAAAACACAGAGAUUUUAAAACUUCUUGGUCGUAAUAUUGGUUUUUCAAUUUUGCAGAAUAAAUUAUACAAUCUAUGGAGACCUUCAGCGGCUCUACAUAUGAUGGAUAUAGAAAAUGGAUAUUUCUUGGUUAAAUUUCAGAAUAAAUUGGACUGUGAAAAGGCGCUUUCUGAGGGUCCUUGGAUCAUCUUUGGUCAAUAUUUGACGGUUCAACCUUGGACGUUAGCCUUUGAUCCCACACAAGCUUACCCCAGUGUCGUGAGGGCAUGGAUUAGAUUCCCUGGUUUACCUGGUUAUUUAUACAAUCAUAAGAUCAUCACUGAGAUAGGGGAAACAGUUGGUAAAGUGGUUAAAUUGGACAUGAACACGGAUAGUAGGACUAGGGGACGUUUUGCUAGAUUGGUUGUUUAUGUCGACCUGGAGAAGCCGUUGGUAUCCCAUAUUUUGAUUAACGGUUGA